Oncorhynchus mykiss (rainbow trout) is the source of this 1463-nucleotide messenger RNA. RefSeq names its product sialic acid-binding Ig-like lectin 15. The record is from RefSeq and is a predicted model, not a curated record. Gene Ontology annotation, biological process: regulation of bone resorption; regulation of actin cytoskeleton organization; regulation of osteoclast development. Lineage: Eukaryota; Metazoa; Chordata; Actinopteri; Salmoniformes; Salmonidae. Gene Ontology annotation, cellular component: plasma membrane.
UUGGUAGAACUUCCACUCCCUGACUUGACUUUCUUUCUCCUCAGUGCUAAAGGGAUACGUAUAUAUUUGAUUACCUUUAGGAUGGUGCAGGCUCAACUCUUCUCUCUCUUCUCUGUCAUUACAGGCACCUUCUCACAACCAUGGUCCAUGACAGUUCCCCCUGUAGUGAACAGCACCAUAGGAGGAGAUGUGGUCCUACCCUGCUCCUUCACCCACCCCAAGCAACAAGACUACUCCAAAGGCAUCACAGUUCAGUGGAUCACCAGACAAUUCCAUGAUACGCCCUUCUUCCAAUGCAAGGUGAAAAAUGUUACUACGGGUGGAAUGAAUGAAUGCUCAGUUCCAGAGUCAUACCAACGCUUCUCAGUCAAAGGAGACCCUAAGCAGAGGGAUCUCUCUCUCCUCAUCAGAGAUCUGGUGGUCACAGACAAUGGAGUAUACUUCUGCAGAGUAGAGCUGGACCCUUACUGGGGUGAUGGGAAGUGGCAGACUGCCAGCGGCACACAGCUCAAUAUCAUUGCUAAGGCCCAGAUUCUCAGCCUGUCUUGGGUAGAGGCGUCCCUCGGACCAGGCAACGGGAGCCUCAGGUGUGUAGUUGAGGGGAACCCCCCAUCCACCAUCACCUGGUUCUCCUCCUCUAAGGGCAACAUAGACCCAGGUGUCAGCACCAUAGGAACCCACCCAUUUCAGUGGAUCAGUUCAAUCCCCUACUUCACCCAGGAAGUGUACACCUGCAGGGCAGAGAACAGCCUGGGGAGGGCAGAGAGACUGUUCCCCCCUGGACCCACUGCGCUGACCGUAGCCCUCUCUGUGUGUGGGGUCCUGCUUCUGCUGCUGCUCCUUGGCGUGGCUUUAUUUUACCUGAGAAAAAGAGGAUACCUGAGAUUCUGCAAUUCAGAAAAGAUUAAGCAGCAAUCUGUGUUGUGCACAGAUCCUGCUAUAGCUAUGGUCAGUGAAUCCUCUAUCUACGCCAAUGUCUCAGAAAUGGAAAGCCCACAGUCAUUGUAUAAACAUAAUUCACCAGAAGAUGGCGACAUGGAGCUAAAUCUGGUAUACUCAGACGUUCAACUGAACACCACCACUCAAUCACCCCAAAGAAGCUCUCGUGUCCCCAUACCAGAUGAAGGUGUCCACUAUGCUAUUGUGAAGCUAGGGUGAACUGCCGAGGCACAGCAGAGAGAAUGUAGCUCUGGAGGUCUGUCAUAAUGAAACUGACCUCCCUCAUUCUGACAGACAUUUUUCAAAAGUAAUCAACGAGAGUUUAGCAGUCAAUCUUAUUGAAAUUGUUCACAACAUUGGGGCAACUUGGUAGAUUCCGUUUUUAUAUUGUUAUUCUUAUGGAGGUGCAAUUACAUAAUUGCCCUACAAGUGUUAUUGUAACUGUAGUGUUAUUGUAACUGUAGUGUUAUUGUAACUGUAGUGUUAUUGUAACUGUAGUGUUAUUGUAACUGUAGUUUUAUUGU